This is a messenger RNA of Aspergillus sclerotioniger CBS 115572, 1548 nucleotides long. Its product is annotated as serine/threonine protein kinase CDC7. Gene Ontology annotation, cellular component: nucleus. Gene Ontology annotation, biological process: mitotic DNA damage checkpoint signaling; protein phosphorylation. Bases 1 to 1548 code for a protein of 515 amino acids. Gene Ontology annotation, molecular function: ATP binding; protein serine/threonine kinase activity. The transcript has 4 exons. The record is from RefSeq and is a predicted model, not a curated record. NCBI's taxonomy places the organism in Eukaryota, Fungi, Ascomycota, Eurotiomycetes, Eurotiales, Aspergillaceae.
AUGGCCACAUUUCAUGCAGUUCACGCUGAUAUCUUUGGCGCACAACAUCCUGUCGCUGCGAAGCCAGGCCCUAGGUAUACUAGGGAAGACAGUGCGGCCACAGACAGUGAUGGAUCGAUAGAACAGACGCAAGAGGAGAUUGGGUAUGAGGAGGACCAUCCUCAAGACAAUGAGGACAUUGAUGACUCAGUGAAGGAAGAUAUGAGAAAACUUGAAGAUACAUUUCCCGGCAUAUCUGAUCGGUUUCGGCUAGUGAACAGAAUCGGAGAAGGUACACUGUGUCCCUUCGCUUAUAAGCUCACCCUGCUUGAAUCAACCGACCGACUGACUGGCAAUGGGACUGCAGGUACCUUCUCCACCGUGUAUAAAGCGGAGGACCUUUUGUACGACCACUAUGACAAUGACUGGGACACAUUUCAAAGCAACCACACGGAUGGUUGGACGGAUCCCCCAAUUAAAAGACGGCGGGUGGAAAACAAUGGCCGCUCAAUUCUGGUUAAACGAAGAAAGCCACGGUUCGUUGCAUUGAAGAAGAUCUAUGUGACAAGCAGUCCCCAUCGCAUUCAAAACGAACUAGAGCUGCUACAUGAUCUUCGGGGUUGUCGAUCGGUUUGCCCGUUAAUCACAGCCUUCCGCUAUCAGGAUCAAGUCGUGGCCGUUCUGCCUUUCUUUCCUCACACUGACUUUCGCAUUCAAUACCGCACAUUCAUGGUCGCUGAUAUGCGACAUUAUUUCCGAUCCCUAUUUACCGCGCUGCACUCGGUCCAUAAACACAACAUCCUCCACCGUGAUAUUAAACCGACUAAUUUUCUGUAUAACCCUGAUAUUCGGGAAGGCGUGUUGGUUGACUUUGGCCUUGCAGAACGUGAGGGAUCGGAAUAUACAGGUACUUGCCUGUGUGCGAAUGCCACUUACAUACGCCGUAGUAGAUUUAACCACAGCUACCACCACACCCAUUGUUCGCCAACAACUUUGUCGGCUGGCUAUCCUAAGAACGACUCACGGCCAUCAAGGCGCGCUAACCGAGCAGGAACGCGUGGGUUUCGUGCACCCGAAGUCCUCUUCAAGUGCACCUCCCAGACAACCAAAAUAGAUAUGUGGUCUGCAGGCGUUAUUCUCCUGACAUUACUCGGGCGCCGGUUUCCAUUCUUCAACUCGGCCGAUGAUGUCGACGCUAUGAUCGAGAUGGCGAGUAUCUUCGGUACACGACGCAUGAAGUCUGCAGCAGCCAUGCAUGGGCAAAUAUUUGAAACCAACAUCCCUACCAUCGGGGAAAAGGGGUAUAGCUGGGAGAAACUUGUGAAAUGGGCUAGCUGUGUCGAAGAGCUAACUGAAAGUGAGAAACAAGCCACUCGUUUGUUAGCUGGCCUCAUGGAACUGGAUCCCUAUAAACGCCUAAGCGCCAGGGAAGCCUUACAGCAUGAGUUUUUCACUGACCCUAUAGACCAUGAUGUGGAAUGGGGAGGUAACCCUGACGAUAGCGCAGACACUGGGGAAGAAGACGAGGACAAAGAAGAGGGGGAAGCAGACGAAGUAGCAAUGAUAUAG